UAAAUAUUCACAAAAUGAAGAAGAGUAAGUGUUCUGAAGGUAGUUGUUUAACAGUCUCAGGCAGCAUCAGAAAAGAUAUUAAUGGAACAAUUAUCCAUGAUAGAGCUACCGGAAAGAAGUUAUCAAGAUCUGACAAGAAAUCUAUCCCAAAAGCCUCCAUUUUUAGACAAGGCCAAGUCCCAGCUUCCAAACAGAAGAAGAUUUGCAACAGAAGAUCUAAGUUCAAGCAGUUCAAGAGAGGAACUAAGAAGUACUCCAAAAUGGGGAAUCUUAACGUCCCAAGAGCAGGAAACAGAGUCAAAAGCAUGGAUAGGGCAGAGAACAUAGACCCAAAUCAUAACAGGAGUCAGGAGUCAGCUACUCCUGAUGCUCAGUCUGUCUUGCUAAACUAUUUGAGGCAAAAUCCAAACAAUCGUAAAGUGUUGUCAUUUCUCAAGAAGCACUAUGACGUUGAAUAUGAUUUCGACACCAAACAAUGGAAACAGAAGGAUAACGAGGACAACUCAGAGAAGAAAGAGCUUCCACUGGAAAGCAUGUCAACUGCAUUAAGUUCAUUAGUCAACAAAGACUUCAAAUCCAGUAUCAUCACUCAAAUGAACAAUAAAAAAUCAGACAAGGAGUCACCAUCAGCUAGGUUUGGCAAUUUCCAAGAUAGCUCUUUUCAUAAAGCUCCAAAGUCAAAACAAAGCAGGAAUAGGUUGUUUUCAGACCCGAGAGACUUUAAAUCAUCUAAAGGGAUUGAACUCGAAGAUUAUGACACUUUCUUCAAGAAGCAGUGUCUCCCUAAAAAUCUGAGAGGUGUCAAUCUGAAGGUUCUUGAGCUCAACUCGAGGACAAAUGCUUCUAACGUCAAUGCUAAUAUGGUCUGCGAAGUUCCAAAGACUCAGAAAAAUGUUAUUAACAUGAAAUAUGAUCUAAAGAGAAUGAUUACUAGACUCGACAAUGAUAAGUUUGAUAUUAAGGAGAUGAAGAAGAAGGCUGGAUUGAAACACAAGAAGAAGCUUCAUAAUCAAAAAUCAUUCAUCCCUCCUGCAGCAGACCAGGCUCCUCCUCUCGUUGGGAACUCAUUGGAAGAUAUGAGAGAUAUGACCCCAGAAGGAAAUUUCUCUCCAGAUAUGACUUUAAAGAGACAUCAAAAUAAUUAUGUAAACCUAAAGGAGGAAAUCCCUUUAACCAAAGCUCUCUCUAGUCAUACUCCUGUUCCAUUGAGCAAAAGGAGGAUUGAUAGGGUGAACUCUCCAGUGCAGUGCAAGAAUGGAAACAUUGUGAAAGGACUAAGAGUUCUAAGUUCUUUCCGUAAUACAGCUAUCACUCCUACCAAAGGCCGUCCAAACAAAUAUACUGGCAGGAAUCAAAACUCUGGAGAUUUUUACGUUCAUCAUCAGCCAAAGAGCAGAAUCAUGAGCUCCCGCAUAAAAGAGCAAGGUGGUAGGACGAUGAAGAAGAACAAGUUGAUUAAAAACAUUGCCAAGAUGGUAUUUGUCAAAAACCACAAUAUGAGAAGUUGCUCUCCUCCUGUAAACAGGAACAAGACCCCUUUGAACUUUGGAGCUGCACUAAAGUCUAUUUAAUAG
This is a messenger RNA of Moneuplotes crassus, 1574 nucleotides long. Lineage: Eukaryota; Ciliophora; Spirotrichea; Euplotida; Euplotidae. The record is from the annotation of a GenBank genome assembly.